CUAGGUGAAACAAAUAUACCUUUCUCCGCUAACGAAUUUCACUUAACAAAAAUGCAAUUUUCCCCUCUAUUUUGGGUUCUUUGUCUCGUUUAUUUUUUUUCACAAUAGAGGAGAAAAAAUAAUUUUGAAUUUUAGAAAAAUAAUUACAAAACUAUAGUAUUUCUAUAAUAAUAUUUUCUUCAAUUUCUUCUUCCAAUUCCUUCUCAAAGUAAAAGCAUAAAAAUACUUCCAUCUUCCCCAAUUUUCCUCCGGCGAAAUUGAAACUCCGACCGCCGUCGAUCCUCCGUUGACUCUGUUUCUACGGUGAAGAUGAACCAAAGUCAAGGUCAGCAAACAAGUGAAGGAAGACACGAGGAUGAUGCUGUUCUAGCCGAUUUCCUUGCUUCCUUAAUGGACUAUACUCCCACUAUUCCUGAUGAAUUAGUGGAGCAUUACUUGGGUAAAAGUGGAUUUCAAUGUCCUGACGUUCGAUUAAUAAGGUUGGUGGCAGUUGCUACACAGAAGUUUAUUGCAGAUGUUGCCACUGAUGCUCUCCAACAUUGCAAGGCAAGGCAGUCAACUAUUGUCAAGGACAAAAGAGAUAAGCAGCAAAAGGACAAACGCCUUACCUUGACAAUGGAUGAUCUUUCAAAAUCUCUACGAGAGUAUGGUGUAAACGUCAAACAUCAAGAUUACUUUGCUGAUAGCCCGUCUGCCGGGUUAGAUCCUGCUUCAAGAGAGGAAUGAUGUAAUGCCUGCUAACAAAUCUCUGUGAUCACAUAAAUCUGAUGGUUGUGAGGUCGUUGCAUUGUCAUCCUCUUGAUUUCUCAAAAGCUAUAUAUGUAUUGGAGGAUACAACUCUUGACUACUAUGUAUCUCUAUAUAUCUGAUUCACUCAACUUACCAAUGUUAACUGUAGUUGCCACCAUUGAUAGAUUGCUUGUUUCGAGAUUCCUUUCGUGGUAGCAACGGGGGUGAUGUCGAUAACUGGUUUGAAUGUUUAAAUUUGCUUUGAACUUGUUGAUGAAUGUACUUUAUUUUGUCUAAUUGGGUUGUCUCACUUCUUCUUUAAUGUAGACCAGACAUGUUUGGUUGCAUCUUAUUUCUGAUGGAAUACACUAUUGUGGUAGCUGAAA
Molecule: messenger RNA, 1115 nt
Organism: Solanum verrucosum
Lineage: Eukaryota; Viridiplantae; Streptophyta; Magnoliopsida; Solanales; Solanaceae
Product: transcription initiation factor TFIID subunit 10
Exons: 6
Coding region: 310-726 (138 amino acids)
Biological process (GO): transcription initiation at RNA polymerase II promoter
Cellular component (GO): SAGA complex; nucleus; transcription factor TFIID complex
Molecular function (GO): promoter-specific chromatin binding; RNA polymerase II general transcription initiation factor activity
Source: RefSeq, a predicted model, not a curated record